Molecule: messenger RNA, 1816 nt
Organism: Mytilus californianus (California mussel)
Lineage: Eukaryota; Metazoa; Mollusca; Bivalvia; Mytilida; Mytilidae
Product: alpha-1A adrenergic receptor-like
Exons: 1
Coding region: 186-1409 (407 amino acids)
Biological process (GO): G protein-coupled receptor signaling pathway
Cellular component (GO): plasma membrane
Molecular function (GO): G protein-coupled receptor activity
Source: RefSeq, a predicted model, not a curated record
UGGAAGUAGUAAUGACGGUUAUAAACGUGUUGUUACACUUUGCUCAACGACUUAUUAACGGGAUGCUACAGUACAUAAAUAAGUGGUAAAUUAUUUAAUCUCCGUAAUAUUGGCUUCCGUAGUUCACCUCUGUAUUGUAUAGUUUAUGCUUAUUUAUACAAAAACAAAACACUUGAGGUUUUUAAAUGAUUGAGAAAACGAAUAAAUACUAUGUAGAAUUUACAGACGGGAAGAUGAUUAACUUUUCAAACAAUGGGAAUACUUCAAUGUCAGUAUCUACGGACUUUUCUAGUUACUGGAGUGCAGAGUAUGUUAUUCUUGCAGUCUACCUUGGACUGUUUUCUAUUGUGGGAAUUCUAGGGAACAUUCCUGUAUUGAUUGUGUACUUUCACAGGAAGGAACAGUCAGCCUCUAACACCUUUAUCAAAGCUCUUGCUAUUUUAGAUCUUAUUGUUUGCUCAUUGAUAAUGCCAUACACCAUGAUUUAUGAACUACACCUUGUUCAAACUGACGUUGUUUGUAGAACUUUUGAAUUCACGCGCCAUUUUGCAAUAUUUGCAUCAAAUUUGACUCUUGUUGCUAUCGCUGCUGAAAGGUACAUUGCUGUAUGUCGUAUUACUCAUAAAAUGUCAGUGAAAAAUGUACAACACGGUAUGCUUUUCAUCUUCGUUCUGAGUUGUGUAUCAGCGGGACCAUCAAUUGGAAUUUUUACUGUAGUUUCUGACUACGAAGUCCGUGACGUUAAAUGUAAAUUGAACCAUGACCUGACUGAUGGCAAAUUCUGCCAUUUUACAUACUCGUUGUAUGGACAAGUUUAUGCUGUAAUUUAUCAAGGUGUUCUAAUGGUGCUUUUCUUUGUUAGUCUGAUAAUUAUUGUCAUUUUCUAUAUCAUUAUUUAUAUGGUGCUUUGGCAACGAACAAAAUUCCGGAAGAGAGCUUUGUCAAGAAGUCCCAAGGAAGGUCCGGAAAUUUCAGAAAUACGUUCUUCACUAUGUGACAAACAAAAACAAGAACACGUCGAUAAUGAAGUUAGCAGGACCUAUGAAUUUGACAAUGAAGACUCCGAAGUCAUAUCUAAAGAUAUACAAGUCUUAAAUAACAAUUUAAAACUGAAUUCCAAGAAAAGAAAGGCUGAAAAAAUUAGGAGGAUUUUCCACCAUCGGACAGCAAAAAUGCUUUUCUUAUGUACAGUUAUUUAUUUAUUGACAUGGCUGCCAUUUUGGAUUGAUAUUUUCGGACUAACAAAUAAUUUAGUUUUCAGAUAUCUCUUUUUCAUAGGAAAUGCAACUAAUCCUAUUGUAUACGGAAUUGUAAACGGUCAAAUUCGGAAAGAAUUUCAAAAUCUCUUGUCACGAUGUUGUAUAGGCAAACUGUUUGGAAUAAAAUCAAGGAGUUCCUUUUCUGUAUAAUUUGCUAAGCAGGUAAACGCUUUGAUUGAUACUUAUUUAAAUUGAUAAGAAGAAAAUCGGAAUUAUAAACGAAACGUGUUUCCGAUUUAAACAUUUAUGUAUUCAAUGUUUACUUUUUCGGUUAUCAAAAGUUUUCCUUUUAUUUUUUUAACACAACAGUUGUGACACUUGAUUCAUUGUUUUAUAAAUGUAUAUCAGUACCUACAUGAUUCACGGAGGAGAUUGUGUGUAUUUAAUCAAAAUUCGUUGUCCUGUUACCAAAGGGAACUUUUGCUUCAACGAAACAUAUAUCAUUUGCUCCAAUGAACAAACUGUUCAACAAGAACUUAUUGUAUUGUUAAACAUUCCUAAGAUUGUUUAUUGUUAUUGUUUAUAAUUAUAUUGAAUAUUAAAUAUUUUGUCCACUA